ACCAUGGCUCCUUGGCCUGAGCUGGAAAAUGCCCAGCACAACCCCAAUAAAUACAUCGAAGGGGCCACCACGCCUGGGAAAGACAAGGAGACCAACAAAAAUGACACCAGGACUUCUGUAACCAACAUUGAACUUCUGCCAUCCCACUCCACCGUGGCACUGAUAGAGGAGUCCACAGAGGCGGAAGACCCCUGGGACCUGCCUGAGCUUAAGCACAAGGGGAUCAAGUGGUCAGAGAGAGACACCAAAGGGAAGAUUCUGUGUAUCUUCCAAGGGAUCGGGAAAUUCAUUCUGCUUCUGGGAUUCCUCUACUUGUUCGUGUGCUCCUUGGAUGUCCUCAGCAGUGCUUUCCAGCUGGUUGGAGGAAAAGUGGCCGGGCAGUUCUUCAGCAACAACUCGAUUAUGUCCAACCCUGUGGCAGGGCUGGUGAUCGGAGUGCUGGUGACCGUCAUGGUACAGAGCUCUAGCACCUCCACAUCCAUCAUCGUCAGCAUGGUGGCCUCAUCACUGCUGACUGUGCGGACUGCCAUCCCCAUUAUCAUGGGAGCCAACAUCGGGACCUCAAUCACCAACACCCUCGUGGCACUCAUGCAGGCAGGAGACCGGAAUGUGUUCAGAAGCAGGAAAAAUAGUGGUGUUACCACUGUGUUGUCUAAAGGAGUAAACACAGUCAUACAGGUCUUCUUCUGUCUUUCAGAUUUUCCCUUUCCCUUUGCCUGGCUGUCUGGCUACCUGGCCAUCUUCGUGGGGGCAGGCAUGACCUUCGUCGUGCAGAGCAGCUCGGUGUUCACGUCUACUCUGACCCCACUGAUCGGCCUUGGUGUGAUAAGCAUUGAGAGAGCGUAUCCACUCACGCUGGGUUCCAAUAUUGGCACCACCACCACCGCCAUUAUGGCCGCAUUAGCCAGUCCAGGCAAUACUCUGAAGAGCUCACUCCAGAUCGCCCUGUGCCACUUUUUCUUCAACAUCUCAGGCAUCCUUCUGUGGUACCCAAUCCCGUUCACCCGCCUGCCCAUCCGCCUGGCCAAGGGGCUGGGAAACAUCUCAGCUAAGUACCGCUGGUUUGCCAUCUUCUACCUGGUUGUCCUCUUCUUCCUGAUCCCACUGAUGGUGUUCGGCCUCUCGCUGGCUGGGUGGCCGGUGCUGGUGGGCGUGGGAACGCCCAUCCUUCUCGUGCUCCUUCUGGUGUUGUUCCUGAAGCUCCUGCAGUCCCGCUGCCCACACGUCCUGCCCACGAAGCUCCAGACCUGGAACUUCCUGCCCUUGUGGAUGCACUCGCUGAAGUUUUGGGACCAACUGAUCUCCCUGUACAACGGCUACUGCCGGAGACGCUGCUGCUGCUGCUGCCGCGUCUGCUGCCGCAUCUGCUGUGUGCUGUGCUGCCCCAAGUGCCGCUGCAGCAAGUGCUGUGAGAACCUGGAG
This is a messenger RNA of Hipposideros armiger (great roundleaf bat), 1422 nucleotides long. RefSeq names its product solute carrier family 34 member 2 (gene SLC34A2). The record is from RefSeq and is a predicted model, not a curated record. Gene Ontology annotation, biological process: sodium-dependent phosphate transport; intracellular phosphate ion homeostasis. Gene Ontology annotation, molecular function: sodium:phosphate symporter activity. The transcript is spliced from 9 exons. Lineage: Eukaryota; Metazoa; Chordata; Mammalia; Chiroptera; Hipposideridae. Gene Ontology annotation, cellular component: apical plasma membrane; brush border; vesicle. The annotation marks the transcript as partial.